Mercenaria mercenaria is the source of this 2436-nucleotide messenger RNA. RefSeq lists its product as uncharacterized. The transcript has 10 exons. The coding region runs from base 226 to 2436 and encodes 736 amino acids. Gene Ontology annotation, molecular function: non-membrane spanning protein tyrosine kinase activity. NCBI's taxonomy places the organism in Eukaryota, Metazoa, Mollusca, Bivalvia, Venerida, Veneridae. The record is from RefSeq and is a predicted model, not a curated record.
ACAUCCGGUCCAAAUUCUUCUUUUGUAAGCAAACAAUAUUUGCAUCUUCCUGACUUUCUGCCAUCACAUUUCCUGGCAGGGGACGUCUACAAAUAAAAACGCUAAUCAGUUUUACGUUUCCAAUAUAAAAUUGCGGAGCUGACAUAAAUGAUAGCCGUCUCCAAAUGUAACCCAAACACAUCAGAUGGCUUAAAGAAACACUGGUAACUAGAAGUUAGUGUCAGGAUGCGUUGUGUUCCUCGCAGAGUUCGUCAACAACGGGUGAUCUUUCUGUUGCUGGUAUUUCUUUUCGGAGUGUACCUAGCUUACAGGCAGCUUCAGGACAGUGAGCCCUCGGCAACUGGGAUCCGUCCAGAUGGUCAAGUAGUGGAACAUAUACAGCAAAAGUUGAGAGAAAAAGUUAGCGGAAAUCUCAAUCUGCCAAAGAAACCUGUUUUGCCAGAUGUUCAUUUAGAUGAAAACCUUAAAAAUCCUGGAGCUUUUCCUGCGUUACCACCAGUGUUUCCUGUAGGCAGGGCACUUGAAAAUGACGACGAUUAUGUCACGGAUGACGAGAGACUGGCUAGACUAAAACUGUUACUUUUAUCAUUAUCCCCAUCAAACUGGAAGACCACACUAGAUCCAGAUGAAAUGAUAUUAUUGACAAAAUCCGAGUUGUUGGAUUUAGGUAUAGAAAGUAAACUUACCUGUAGAGAAAUUGACAGUAUGAAAUCAAGUUAUGGGAGGCAUCAAGGGUUCUAUGGUAAAAAGAUUAUAGACUAUGUUCAGAGAAAUUACGCGUCAGAUUAUGUUCUGAAAAGUGUAGGUAGGGACCAGCAGCUAAAGAUAGAAUGUAUGAAAAUGGAUUAUAGGGAAGACAGGUGUCAUCUCAUGGGUAAUUAUAGGCUUGUUAAGGAACUUGUGUUGUUUAAUGUCUUAGAUCAUCCCUCUAUAAUAAAAAUGGAAGGCUUUUGUCUGCGGGGAGAAACCAUUGAUCCAAGGGUUAGGAUGAAGGGAGCAAUCAUUGUUACAGAGGCCGGGAAACAGAUGCAGCAGGACCUGUACCAGCUGUUACCAUGGGCAACUAAAGUAGAGCUUGGUAUCCAGCUCAUGAAACUACUGAUGUACCUAGACACGAGUCCUAUAGGAUCACUAGGCUUUGAAAAGCUACAGAUGAACGACUUUGUUAUGCUCAACUCGGACAUCAAACUUGUGGAUCUGGAUAACUUGAUGAUAGGAGAGAGCCGCUGCAUCCACGAUGAAGACUGUAAGAUAGAAAAUGUCCCCAGAAAAGAAAUCCGAUGUGUAGAGAAGAUGUGUAAAGGUCGCAACAUGUUGAAGAACUUGUUUUUGUUACAACAAUCAGUAUUGUCACUGCUGUUGAAAUACUCUCCUCUAGGGGAGGAAUCUUCACAGUUGUUGGAAAGUGUACAGGAACUGAGGCUGACUCCAAAGGAAGUGUUAAAAUGGUUUGAAAAGAAACAAGUUGGGGCCGGUCAAGCUCAGGAGUUCGAGAGACAGAAGAAUGUACAGAAGGAAAUAGACAGAGAAAAUAAAGAGAGACAGCCAGACACUCACAUCAACCAGAAUCCCAAUCAAGUACAGGAAAUGGAUUCCAACACUGGCAACAAGAACGGGUACAUCAGACAAAGCAAUUCUAACUUCCCAGGCCGCUUUGACUACUCGUGUGGAAAUUCUCGUGUAUCGUGGGGAUGUGUGCUUACUGUGAAAAGCUUGGAUGAGGCAAAGUCACUGUGUGACAGUGAUGCGACUUGUGCAUCAUUCAUCAUAUUCUCAUCCCAUCCAGAAUCAGAUGCGGUGAUGACAAUGGUAAUGAAAAACUCAGUUGACGGAAAUGCAGACCCAAACUAUGGGGCUACUUUGUUCAAGAAAAGCCCACACAGGGUACAAAAUGCCAUUGAAAAAAUCAAUCAAGACGCAAAUGCUGGCCAGCAAACAGAACAGACGGCCAAACCAACAAAUACAGAUAAGGCCAAUUCUAAAGCAUGUUUUGCUAAAGUAGCUAAUAGUACCAAAAGUGCUAGAAAAAGGAGAGAAAAGAGGCUUCUGACCCACCUAGGCCUAAGAGGUAUAAAUGAAGAAGAAUGGAAUACAUAUGCCGAGUCUCUGAAGAUUGCAAAAUACCUUGGUCCUUCUCAGCUGUCUUCUCAAACAGUUAAUGGAGGGAGGUUUAGAUUCCAGUUUGACAAGAAUGCCUUAGAUUUGAAGAAAGGAGAAUUUAUAGCGGAAAAGGGUCCAAAAUAUCACCAUUUGGCAUACCUUGCUACCUACCAUUUGGACAGGGUUCUAGGUCUUUACCACAUACCACCAACUGUGUCACGGACAUUGCAAGUCUCUGAACUGAAGAGUGUACAGGGUGACAAAUUCCCGUUACAAAAAUAUUUGAACAUCACUGGCGAAAGUGGCCUCCAAGGUUUGUGCUUUAAAUUUAAUUAA